ACCCAACACAUUCUGUCCGACGGUGAACGACAAGCAAACAUUACGUGCACAAAUUGUCCGUCGUACAACAUACAGUGAGCAUAACACUUGUUGACUCAGCACUUUUCAGUGACCAGCAUUGUGUAGUGAGUGACUUCCCGUCUGUGACCAUUCAUGUUUUACACCUGGAUUUAAGUUCUCUCGUACUUCAGUUCUUACUUCUCUCAGGUGGAGUUUAACACGGAAUAUUUUUUCUCUUUACACAAAUAGACGUGUUUCUCUUCAAAAUAUCCCAGCUACAAAAACGGAAGGUUGGUUCACCUCUGACCCCUGCAAGACGCCGAUGAACUGAUAGUGACCUCAGGUGUUUCAAAGGCUUGUGACGGCUGAGUGCAUUAGCCUUGAGGUCUUGAUUGGGCGUCUGCUGGAACCGAUCAUUCUGAAGCGCGUGAGUUUGUUCUGCAAGCCCCGCCCACCUAAUGAGAUUCAAAUUUUACCGAUCGUCGCUAGCUUUGUAUGGACCUUAAUUGAGGACCUUACUGAAGACCUAACCAAGGACCUUACUGAAGACCUUACCCAGGACCUUACUGAAGACCUAACCAAGGACCUUCCUGAGAACCUUUCUUGCUGUGACGCGGUGUGACCAGUGUGACGUCAUGGUCGUCACAGAUUGCAUGUUGUUCCCGGAUGUCCGGGUUAAAGAGGAACUUCCAGAGAGCGACACAGACACGCAGACUGACCACAGCUCAUGUCCCUCUUCGCCCACCCCGCCCCCGCGCCAUACCGUCCUACCCAUGGACACGGUCAUCCUAGUGGCAAAGUCCAAAGAUGGCAGUAAAAACUCUUUGGUCUUCAGAAGUCUCUUGAGGCAUCGCCGUACCCCCGGGCGUGUUGAGAAGAUCAGGAUCAUCAAAGCUCCUCCUAUGACCGAUUUCAAGAACUCCAAUAUGCCCAUGAGAGCAAACCUUAAACAGCAAUUACAAAGGCAGCAGCUUUUAGAACAAGAAAAAAGAGAGCAACAGUCAGCUCUGAAAAACAUCCAUCACACUGGCUCAACAGGCAUAUCAGUGCCUCGUGUGGUGGAGGCUACAGAAGUACCAGCCACAGUCCUACAGGUGAAGACAGCCCUUCAGCAUCCAACCAAGUACCAUGUGAGACAAAGCCAGAAGAGACAAGUCCAAGUUUUUCUCAAUGAACACCAAGGUGGUCACCACCCCAUCCAGUCCCUCCCUGCCAAUGUCUUGUCCAUCUCAGCACCAGAACAGCAGCAGUACCAUGUCCAGGCCUCAAGCAGCGCCCCUGAGCCAGACCUUGCCAGUCCUUUGUUGACAGGCUCUGUUGGAGCUGAGUUCAUGCCCAACACAUUUGACCUGCUGGACGACCUGCAGUCAGACAACCUCCUGGAGCUUGGCUCAUUCCUUGGGGACAGUGACCUCAUCGCCAUAGAGCCCACACUUGGUGGGGGGUCGCUCCCACAAAAUGGCUUGCUGCAGGGUUUUGAAUCUGUGGAUACAGACAGCAGCAUCCCAUCCCCCUCAUCUUGCCCCACACCAGCCUACAGGCACAGUGAACUCAGUCACAACGGCAUCAUGUCCGUCCAGGAUGAGCUGUGGAGGAAAGAAAGGAUCAAGAAAGACAACCACAACAUGAUUGAAAGGCGGCGAAGAUUUAAUAUAAAUGACAGAAUCAAAGAGCUGGGCGGCCUUUUACCCAAGACAGUAGACCCUGACCUCAGACAAAAUAAGGGCUCUAUUCUCAAGGCCAGUGUUGAUUACAUCAAGUGCCUGCAGGAUGAUCAGAGGAAGUUCAAGGUCAUGUUGGAGGAGAAAAGAAAGUCUGAUCUUCAAUAUAAAAAACUUUUAAUUAAGCUACAGCAAAUGCAGACCUUUAUGAAAGAUAAAGGCAUUGAGAACCCUCUAGUGAAUGACGCAGACAUCAGUUCGAGUAUGAAGAACUUCCUGACACCCGACCACCAGACCAGCCUCCUGCCUAGUCAGACCACCCAUGCCAUGCCAGCUAAUUUUUUUCAUUCUUACAAUCCUGUAAGUCUGUACACAUCCUAUGUAGAGGACAUGAUGGAUGAAUCAUCUCCUGUAAGUGGUGACCCCAUGCUCUUGUCAGCACCAGGCAGUCCGGAGCCAGAUGACCAACUUGGAUUUGGUCAUUUUUAAACAUGGACCAAUGACCAACUUAAACUGGAUCAUUUUAAAAUUUGAACCCCCUACGGCCAACCUACUGCGGUGGGAAACAAAGAAAUGGGUGAAAGAAGUUGUUUACUUCACACAACUAGAUGAAAGAAGUUGUUUACUUCACACAACUAGAUGAAAGAAGUUGUUUACUUCACACAACUAGAUGAAAGAAGUUGUUUACUUCACACAACUAGAAGACAGAAGUUAGCUUCACACAACUAGAAGACAGAAAGUUUCCUAAAUCUGGUGGUCACAUGUGGGUCUUUAGAAAUCAAAUUUUUCAUCUCAUCCUGUCAUUUCACAUUUUGUGCUAUCCUGAUGUGUAAAUUUUCUUUACCAAUAAGUUUGAUAUAUUCCUCCCUCAGUACAAACCCACAUCUCAUGAUGUUUUAUAAUAGCCAGAGGCCAUGCUGGUCACUUAGGGGCCAUGCUGGUCACUCAGGGGCCAUGCUGGUCACUCAGGGGCCAUGCUGGUCAACCAGAGGCCAUGCUGGUCACUCAGGGGCCAUGCUGGUCACUCAGGGGCCAUGCUGGUCACUCAGGGGCCAUGCUGGUCACUUAGGGGCCAUGCUGGUCAAUUAGGGGCCAUGCUGGUCACUCAGGGGCCAUGCUUGUCAAUUAGGGGCCAUGCUGGUCAAUUAAGGGCAUAACAAACUGAAUGCUACGGCAAUGUGUAAAUAAUGAAUGGAAAAUGAUUAGCCUUAACCAUUUAACAAUGCCUUUCUCUUGUGUUACUCUAAAGAGUAAUAGAACAAUUUCAAACUGGAUUUAUGCAAUUGUACAUAUGCUGACGGCCUACUUCUAAGUAGGCUAUCUGUCUGUGUUAAUUAAUGAGUUAACUGUGGAAUUGAGGUGUUCAUUUUCCACAGUUAAACUUGGUCAAAGGUGAUGUGUGCUUGUCUGUGUGUUGGUGUGCUUGUGUAUCUGUGUGCUUGUCUGUGUGUUAGGUGGAUAUCUGAUGUAGGAUGCAAUUAAACGAUUGUGUACCCGGGUGUGUGUGAGAGAAAAAUGCUGUCAAUAAAUGUGGAAUAUGAGAAUUAACUGGUGAUCAAUUUGUUGUUUGUUUUGUUGUACAUAUGUACAUAAUUUUUUCCUACAAAGAAAUAGCUCUAACCUGUGUACAAGGUGAAGACUAAACCUAUCCAGUAUUUGACUUCUUUUGGUGAAGCCACUUUUCUAAAUGUGUAAAUUGUAAUUUGUGAUGGCCACUUUUCUAAAUGUGUAAAUUGUCAUUUGUGAUGGCCACUUUUCUAAAUGUGUAAAUUGUCAUUUGUGAUGGCCACUUUUCUAAAUGUGUAAAUUGUCAUUUGUGAUGGCCACUUUUCUAAAUGUGUAAUAUUUCUAAGUGACUUGAUAAAAUGGUUGUUCAAAAGUUAUUUGAAAGUGAAUGCUGACUUGUAUGUAUUAUACUUGAUUCAAAUCCUGUAUCAGAUUUUUCAAAAUAUGUGCUCUAUUAUAUUAUAAAAGAAACAGAAAUGAUAAAAAUAUAUUUAUUUCUACUUUUUUUUUUUUACAAUAAAACGUAUCUAUGCUGCA
Molecule: messenger RNA, 3704 nt
Organism: Physella acuta
Lineage: Eukaryota; Metazoa; Mollusca; Gastropoda; Physidae
Product: microphthalmia-associated transcription factor
Biological process (GO): regulation of transcription by RNA polymerase II
Cellular component (GO): nucleus
Molecular function (GO): RNA polymerase II cis-regulatory region sequence-specific DNA binding; DNA-binding transcription factor activity, RNA polymerase II-specific; protein dimerization activity
Source: RefSeq, a predicted model, not a curated record